This is a messenger RNA of Glossina fuscipes, 3380 nucleotides long. RefSeq lists its product as uncharacterized. The annotation marks the transcript as partial. NCBI's taxonomy places the organism in Eukaryota, Metazoa, Arthropoda, Insecta, Diptera, Glossinidae. The transcript has a single exon. Gene Ontology annotation, biological process: peptidyl-L-cysteine S-palmitoylation; protein targeting to membrane. The record is from RefSeq and is a predicted model, not a curated record. Gene Ontology annotation, cellular component: endoplasmic reticulum; Golgi apparatus. Gene Ontology annotation, molecular function: protein-cysteine S-palmitoyltransferase activity.
GUGGAAUCGACACAAGUGCAUACUAUUAAAAGGUCCAAUCCGUCCGGAAAAUUAAUAAAAUUACUAAGUAAAAAGGCUUCAGUUGAGGCGGUUUCCAGCAUAAAUAUACCAGACGCAUCAGUUAUCGUUUUGGAUAGGACAUCUUUCAAUAAUAAUAACACUGCUGCAGUAAUCUCAGGUGACGCUUGGAAAUUUUCUCGCUUAAUUUCGUUUCAAGACAACGUUAUUGACGUAUAUCAUCGCAAAGGUCGACGUUUGAACGGUUUGCAAUUGCCGCUACAUCCAUUGCAAUUACUUGGUUGGAUUGUUCUCUUUUUAUUCGGUUUGGCUACUUACUGGCUUUUAAUACCAUCGUUUACUACCGAUUUGCAAGAACCUUUGUACGGUCUAAUUGGUGGUCUCUAUUUAGUUCAUGUCGUCUCUCAUUUGAUAGCAUUGUUAAUUGACCCGGCAGAUCGUGAAUUAAGACGUUUGCAUCGCAACGAUCGAAUUAUUCCCGAGUUUGACCGGUCGAAACACGCCCAUGUUAUUGAAAACGGGCGUUGUCAUUUGUGUAAUAUACGAACAUCAUCAGAAGGCACUAAACAUUGCUCGGUUUGCAACAAAUGUGUGGGUAAAUUCGAUCAUCACUGUAAAUGGUUGAAUCACUGCAUAGGAUCGCGUAACUAUGUUGCCUUUCUAAUGUGUGUUGUUAGUGCUGUUUGUGCGACGUUAGUUAUUUUAGCAGCAGUUGUAGCUCAGUUUGUUUUGUAUUAUACAAAACCGCAAUGGCUUAAUUUUUGGCAUAAUGUUGAUCAUUACAAAGUGGUGGAAUCAAUAAGCCAACCACAAGGAGAAAAAAUGGCUUCUAGUGAUGUCUUUUUUAGAUCCAAUGAAAAUAGUAGCACUAAUGAUUCCGUUAAUUUAGAAAUAAGCCCAACCUUCAGUGCUAAUGUCACGAAAGUGGACAAGGGAACACAUUUUUUUACCCUAAAUGAUACUACAUUGUCCCUGCUGGGAAAUGUCACGACUUUGAUUACUGAAGCUGUAAAUGAAAGGGCCAAUCAAAGUAACAGUACCUAUGAAUCACCGUUAUUGAUUCUUCAAAAUAAUACGGAAAACCAAACUUUGAUUGCGUACAAUUCGACUACAAUCUCAUUUGCUGGUUUGACCAUUAAUCAAAAUAUAUUUUGGGUGGUCAUUGGUUGUUUAGGUAUUUUGGCCGCCGUAACAGCAGGUUUACUUCUGCAUCUGUGUUUCUUCCACAUAUAUAUUUCGUUUUUGGGUCUUACUACUUACGAGUAUAUUCGCAAUCACCGCCAGACUCAAGAAACUAAAGCAAACCAACUCAUCAGCGCUAAUAAUUUAAAUAAUGAAUCACUUAAUGAGGAUGAAUCCUUAAAUAAUCACCUGACCAAAAAGACUAAUGACUGUGCCGAAAUUUAUUUUUGUUCGAGUGUUCAUCAUCCCAACGAUUCUGCAAAUUCAGAGAUGUCUAGAGGAGCAGAGAACGAAGUGCAUACAUAUCCUGGCGGUUUCCGACGCUUAAAGUUACAUUGCUGCGCCAACUCCAGGGAAUAUCACCAGACUUCCUCGAAAAUAUACUACAUGUGUUCGUUAUUAGAAGAGACAUCCAUUAAGUCGCCUCUUCAAAUAAGUCAAGUCGAACAGAGUACUUCAACAGAAAUUCCUGCUGUUAUAAGAACUGAAAAAGAAAUGGGAAAAAAUUUCAAAACCUAUCACUGCUGCUCGGCAUUUACUGCCGCCGCCAGCCAAAGACGAGUAAGUGCUGCUGCUUCGAAAGCAACAUUAGUAAGCAAUUUAAAACGUACAACUGCGACUUUGAGUGCACAUCGCUCCUAUUUACAGUACGCAGAACGGUGCACUUUUUGUACAUUUCGUCUGCGUAGUCCCGCAAUAAGUAAGAAGGAUACAAAGUGUUCGCUGCACAAAUCACACCGUUCAGAGGAAGGAAAUCAACGUAAGGAGGUAAAAACAUAUUCAAAUAUUCUGCCAAUACCAGAUGCAGACAAUUCUCGAUGCUGCAUGAAAUCGAUAUCUAAACAUCAAAGAUGGAGGCGAAAAUGGAACUGCUGUGUUGGAGUGCCUGACAGCCCUGAUGUUCCCAAUGACUUGAUAACUUCAUUGAGUAUUAAACACGAGCACGAGAUGGCAACCAACAAAUAUAGUAACAGCAAUGUUACAACCAUGCAUUUUGAAAAUGCAAAAAGUGUUAGUGGUGCUGCAAUCAAAGCGGAGGAUCCGAACAGAACCGGCUUAAGCAUAAUUCAUCCUAAUUCUCCGGUACGUGAUAAAGCGGAACAAACUCGUUUGCGUAGUACACGUGCUUGGCCAAUAGCUAGAUUUCGCCACAUAAUGCGUGCGCUGCAUCGCUACAAAAGAUCUACAUGUAGACACCAAAAUUUCAGCAGUUCAACUUUGGGAGAACAAGUCAAACAAAAUCAAAUAUGUCCAUUACACUUGCAAGUUAGAUCGAAUGGCGAGCAUUUGUAUAGCGAUUACUAUGGCGCCAGUUCACCACAAUCGCUCUUCAGUACAACAAAUAUUUUAGAUACCGGUAAUGAACGUAGUAACAUUACUGACCCAAGCGAUCUUAACACUUCCUCAAACUCGGCCACCUUUAAAACUUCCAUCUUGCCCACUUCGAUUAUUCGGGACGAAACUUCGGUUACUUAUACAACACCGGUGGGUACAAUAUUACCUCCUGUUUUACCGCCCCCAGUACGUAGGAAAAUACGAAAUCCUACAGAUUUGGAUGAGCUGACUGAGACGUUGAGGUUUGCGUCCAAUCCGUCCAAUAAUACCAAUAAUCAUUUGACAUCAUUUCAACGUUUGCCAGUCGUGAACAACUUAUAUAGACGACAACGGCGCAAACAUUUCUUACGCACUAGAUCGCCUACUCUAUCCCCUAUACAUGAAUCCGGUCUGUCAAAUCCUACAUCACCGCAACCCUAUCGUCACAAUGUCAACAGUUGUUCACCAUCUUCGUCACCGAUAGUCAUGAACAAAUUUUGCUCAGUUGGUUCAAGUGAGUUAAAUCGCAAAACUUCAUCGAAUAGCUCGUUACGUAGUGAUAGCUCCAGUUCCAGUAGCAAUUAGAGCAAAUUACAGAUAUAUUCGUCAUAAAUUAGAAACAAAUACAUUUGUAGUUACAUGACAAAACGUAGUCUUCAUUGAUUUUAAAAUUCUUCAAAUGCAGCCUUGCGAAAUCACACAAAGCAGAAAUCAUUUAACCAUCUUUAAAAAAAUGUAAUUGUUUUUUUACAUUCAUCUGAAUUAGCUUUAAGUAAAUUUUAUGCGUCAUUAGCUAAUAUUUCCUAAAUACGUCUGCUUAAACAAAUUACAAAGCACAUAAUUAAAGUUGUAAACUGCAAUAAAGU